ACUCCUCAUAAUCCCUUACACAUUCUUACCAGCUCGAUUCCAAGCCUCUGAAUAAUUAUUGAGCUGAUAAAUGUAAAGUAAGAAAUGGGUUUUCUAAUUAUAAGUAAAGUGGGUGCUGUUUUCUUGUGUGCAUUUUUGGUUGGAGGAAGUGUGGCGUUCGGACAACUGAGUCCUUCAUUUUACGAUGAGACCUGUCCUCUUCUAGCAAGCAUUGUACGUGGAAUCGUCGCCCGAGUUCUGUUCACCACCGAUCCGAGGAUCGGUGCCAGUCUCAUUCGCCUUCAUUUCCAUGACUGCUUCGUUAAUGGUUGUGAUGGAUCAAUAUUGUUGGACAACACGACAACUAUAGAUAGCGAGAAAUUUGCUUUCGCCAAUAAUAACUCCGCCAGGGGUUUUGAGGUUAUCGACGACAUUAAGGCUGCAGUUGAAGAAGCGUGCCCUGGUGUCGUCUCUUGCGCUGAUAUACUUACCAUUGCUGCUACCGAAUCUGUUUAUUUGUCGGGAGGCCCUUGUUGGACAGUCCUAUUGGGAAGAAGGGAUAGCUUAACAGCAAAUCGAAGUGCUGCCAAUGAAUUCAUUCCAGGUCCCAAUGAACCUCUUGAGGAGCUCCGGCGCAAGUUCACCAUUCAGGGCCUCAACACCUCCGAUCUUGUCUCAUUGUCCGGUGCUCACACAUUUGGACGGGCUCAAUGUCUGACCUUUAGGACCCGGUUAUUCAACUUCAACCAAACCGGAGCUCCAGACCCGACCAUUAACACAACCUACUUACCACAACUCCAACAGCUUUGCCCAGAAAAUGGAAAUGCAAGUGUUCUAGCCAAUCUUGAUCCAACCACUCCAGAUGGUUUCGAUAAUAAUUACUUUUCCAAUCUACAAAUCCUCAAAGGCCUGCUUAAGAGCGACCAAGUGCUGUUUUCUGAUGAAGGGGCUGAUACCGUUGAAUUUGUUAACAAGUUCAGUGCCAACCAAAGUUCUUUCUUUGAGAGCUUUGCGGACUCCAUGAUCAAGAUGGGGAAUAUAAGCCCUCUUACGGGUUCAGAUGGAGAAAUCAGAGCCAAUUGCAGGAGGAUUAAUGGAGAUUCUUCUACUUCUACCGAGACAAACUACGGUGGCUUCGUUGCCACAAUGUGAAAUUGAUUGGGUUUUAUAAGGAAUAUUACAAGAAUAAACUCCGGCCAUGAUCAUAAUGUGAAUAAGAUGACAUCCAUCAUGUGUAGACCAACUCAAAUAUUAUAAUAAUAUGUUUGACACAAGCUAAAUAUAAUAUUAUAUAUUGUCUGUGUCCGUACGUACUACUGUUUAACUUAAAAAUAAAAACCUGGUUUUAUAAUUGAGACUUGCAAAAAUAUAUUACCUACGACUUAAUACAUUUAGGAUUUUUAUUA
This is a messenger RNA of Ziziphus jujuba (common jujube), 1385 nucleotides long. Its product is annotated as peroxidase A2. The transcript is spliced from 4 exons. Gene Ontology annotation, biological process: response to oxidative stress; hydrogen peroxide catabolic process. The record is from RefSeq and is a predicted model, not a curated record. The coding region runs from base 85 to 1131 and encodes 348 amino acids. Gene Ontology annotation, molecular function: heme binding; peroxidase activity. Lineage: Eukaryota; Viridiplantae; Streptophyta; Magnoliopsida; Rosales; Rhamnaceae.